Molecule: messenger RNA, 833 nt
Organism: Balearica regulorum gibbericeps (East African grey crowned-crane)
Lineage: Eukaryota; Metazoa; Chordata; Aves; Gruiformes; Gruidae
Source: RefSeq, a predicted model, not a curated record
AUUAGAACAAAGAUGGACAGAUAAAAAUAUUGAGCAUCUCCAAGGAACCAGAAACCAGUAUAAAAGAAAAUAUGACAUGUCUCAGAAUUUUUUUUCUUUACAAGUGUCUGUUUGCAUUACCUGUUUGGAACCAUGUCAGCCUGUCUGUGGAAAGUGAGCUCUUUACGUCUGUUUCUAACAAUUUUCCAGAAGGUGGUUUUGACAAAAAAAUCAAGAACCAGCCACUCCUGUAUACAAAUAGUCAUCAGUCCAAAGCUAAUUUUGACUGGGUUGUGAUACAAAAUACUACAGAAAGCCUGUCAUUGUCAGAAAUCACAAAUUACAAUGUAAAAAAAUUAGUCACUUUAUUAUCUAAUUUCGGACAAGGCUCCAGGUUACAAAAUCUGACACUAACAAAUAUGUCAGUGGACUGGAAUGCUCUUAUUAAUGUUUUUCAGACUGUAUGGCACUCAUCCAUUGAGUAUUUCAAUAUUAACAGUGUAACACAAUUGUCAGACAUCGAAAGAUGUUACUUUAACUAUUCAGGUACCUCUAUGAAAGCAUUGACGAUGAAGAAAGUUAUAAUCACAGAUCUGUACUUCACACAAGAUGACCUAUACAGAAUAUUUGCAGACAUGAAUAUUGCAGCCUUGACAAUAGCUGAAUCAGAGAUGAUACAUAUGCUGUGUCCUUCAUCUGACAGUCCCUUUAGAUAUUUAAAUUUUUUAAAGAACGAUUUAACAGAUCUUCUUUUUAAAAAAUGUGACAAAUUAAUGAAACUGGAGACAUUAAUCUUGCAGAAGAACAAAUUUGAGAGUCUUCCCAAGGUAAGCUUCAUGACCAGCCGUAUGAAA